Messenger RNA from Eriocheir sinensis (Chinese mitten crab), 1199 nucleotides. RefSeq names its product ADP-ribosylation factor-like protein 4C. The transcript is spliced from 2 exons. Gene Ontology annotation, molecular function: GTPase activity; GTP binding. NCBI's taxonomy places the organism in Eukaryota, Metazoa, Arthropoda, Malacostraca, Decapoda, Varunidae. Gene Ontology annotation, biological process: vesicle-mediated transport; intracellular protein transport. The record is from RefSeq and is a predicted model, not a curated record. Gene Ontology annotation, cellular component: cytoplasm. The annotation marks the transcript as partial.
ACUAAACCGAAGAUAAAUCCAUAUACAGUAAAAUAGCGGUUAGCGGUUAGCGUUAGCUUCCACUAAUUUCUUUAUUGGUUUAGCGGUUUAGCAUAUGCGAAGUUAAUAUUAUGGUCAGUGGAUCACCAGUUAGCGAAGCUAACUUUUUGGUUAGCGGUGCCCACCACUGCUGGACACACUGCCGCUUCCAACACGUUGCAGCGUCUACUCUGUGACUGUUGAGUAGUGUACUCCGUAGAGUGCCCAACGCUGUCUGCUACUCCAGCUGAGCAGUGGACUGUUUUAGGCUACUACUCAGAAGGCUGCACUGUAUCAACUGUGUUGCCUACUGUAGAAUGCUACGUACAACUCACAGGGGUACUUUGUAGGCCACUUACAGGGCACUCUGGCUACUCAGACGAAUGGCUGAGGAAAAGGAGGAGGAGGAGGGGGAGGAGGAGGAGGAGGAGGAAGGUGGCCAGGAUGAAUGUGAGAGUGGCGGCACGCGUGUGGCAUGCGGCGGCCGGCCAGGCCAGUGUGGCUGUGUGCGGGUUGGCAGGUGGACACGGGCAGUGCGCACACUGCCGCGCCGCGCCGCGCCUCGCCACACAUGCAGCUGUUGGGGCAGGAGCCUGGCGGGGCUCGUGGCGGGGCCGCCCACACUGGUGCUCGUGGGCCUCGACUCGUCGGGCAAGACCACGGCGCUGCUGCGGCUCAAGUACGGCCACUACGUGAACACCGUGCCCACCGUCGGCUUCAACUGCGAAUGUUUGCGGGGCGGCGGUUGCUCCUGGGUGGCAUGGGACGUGGGCGGCGAUGAUCGCGUGCGAACCCUUUGGCGCGCCUACACGCGCGGCGCCGACGCGGUGCUGUUCGUGGUGGAUGCCAGCAGCGGCGAGGAGCGGCUGGAGGAGGCGCGCCACGAGUUGCACGUCCUGGUGCGCCGGCAAGCGGCACAGAGCGCCGCGCUGCGCCGCUCACGGCCGCCGCUGCUGGUGCUGGCCAACAAACAGGAUAUUCCGGGGGCCAGAACGCCCGCCGCCAUGGCUGACGCCCUCGGCCUGCACGACCUGCCGCCCGCCCAGCCCUGGGGCCUUGCACCCGCCUGUGCCGUCACCGGCGAGGGUCUGCCCGAGGCCAAUGACCUCCUGCGCCGCCUCCUCCUCAAGGCACGCCGGGCCUCGCCCCCUGCAGCCCUGCCCUUGCCACCGGCGAGGCGA